Bufo bufo (common toad) is the source of this 744-nucleotide messenger RNA. RefSeq names its product neuromodulin-like. The record is from RefSeq and is a predicted model, not a curated record. The coding region runs from base 40 to 744 and encodes 234 amino acids. The transcript is spliced from 5 exons. Lineage: Eukaryota; Metazoa; Chordata; Amphibia; Anura; Bufonidae.
CAGGUGUUCCUAACAAUUCUUUAGGUGAGUGUAUAUUAUAUGCUUGUAUCUUUUAUCUUGCAGAGAAUGGUAAAGAAGGGGUAUGACCGUACCAGGCGGCAUGACUCAAAAAAAGAAAUAGUUCGCAGCAUACAACAAAUGCUGAGAGAAAAAUUCGCCCGCGAGCACUCUGAAAGUGCAAUAGUAAAGAGGUGGUCGGACCUAAAAAGGCGAGACCCAGAAUUCGUCAGAGAAAUAUCUGAAAGAGUCUGCCCCGGCCAGCCUGUUCCAACAGUGCGCUCAACACCUGCGCACCGGGAUAUCCACGUGGUGGAGGUCUCUGAGGAGGAGGAAGAGGAGGCAGGCCCCCCCACCGCGAUGGAGACGAGCGACACUGCUCCCCCAGAUGUCGCCGAACAUGUGGAGGUGGAGGUGGAGGAGGAAGGCGGUCCCUCUCAACCCCACACCUCACCGGCUGCCGCAAUACCUCCGGCCGAGGUGACCGAGGAGGAGGAGGAGCAAGAGGUGGCCGCACAGUCAGAGGAGGAGGAGGAGCUUGUUACCACCCCACAGCAGGAGGUGGUUUCUCCUAAGCGACAGGUGCAUGGAGGAGUAGAGUUGGCCCUCUGCUGUGAAAGAAGCUGGAGGUUCAAGAAGAUUCAGUUACUGAAAUCUCCAAUCAACACUUCCCAAAACCACACGAGCAACCAAAGCUUCAGGAUUAAACCAUUUCUUAAGCAGUUUGAAGAAAAAAGAAAUGCCUGA